AGCUACAUUUUCAUCCUAAGCGAGUAAAAUAGUGAAUUUGGAUGAUAAACAAACUAAACCAACGUUUGGAUCGAUAUCUGCAUCGAUCUGCCCACCCUUGUCUCCUGGAUCGUAGCUGAGAUCAGCGUGAACCACGUGGGUCUCUGCUCCCUGAUCUGUUUCCUGUGUUUGGAAAGAGUUCCAGCUUGAUCACGGAGUUUCUCUCGGUUUGUGGGCUCAUCUAAAGCUGAUCAGCAGGAGGAGAAGAGUCUGACGGAGCAGCAGAGGAACAUUUUCAGCCAUCUGGACUCAGCUGAGUCACUACAGAGGAAACAAUGAGCUCAACACAGAAGGACCAACAUGGAGCGACAAGUCAGCGCUCUCAGGAGGCCGACAAACCUCACAGAAGAAAGAGAGAGAAACCAUACACCUGUGACGAGUGUGGGAAGGGUUUUACUGGUAAGGCUUCACUGAAACAGCAUCAGGUCAUCCACACUGGAGAGAGACCGUUCAGCUGUGACUUGUGUGGAAAGACUUUUUCCUGGAAGGAUUCCCUAAAAGCACACCAACUCAUCCACAGUGGAGUUAAAGCGUACAGCUGUGAUCAGUGUGGCAGAGCUUUUACUCACAGUAGCGGCUUACGGAGUCAUCUAGUGACCCACUCUGGAAUUAAGGCGUACAGCUGUGAUCAGUGUGGCAGAGCUUUUACUCACAGUGGCAGCUUUCAGAGGCAUCUAGUUACCCACUCUGGAAUUAAGGCAUACACCUGUGACGAGUGUGGGAAGGGUUUUACUGUGAAGGAGAAACUAAAACAGCAUCAGGUCAUCCACACUGGAGAGAGACCGUUCAGCUGUGACUUGUGUGGAAAGUCUUUUUCCUGGAAGCGUUCCCUAAAAACACACCAACUCAUCCACAGUGGAGUUAAAGCGUACAGCUGUGAUCAGUGUGGCAGAGCUUUUACUCACAGUAGCAGCUUACAGAAUCAUCUAGUUACCCACUCUGGAAUUAAGCCAUACAGCUGUGACAUUUGUGGAAAAACAUUCAACCUGAAAGAGAGCCAAAAUGCACACCUACGCAUUCACACCGGACAUGAUGUGUACUGCUGUGAUCAGUGUGGCAAACACUUUGCUAAAGAUACACACUUACAACAACACAUGUUUACCCACACUGAGGAGAGACCUUAUGAAUGUGACCUGUGUGAGAAGACUUUUAAAGCUCCACAUUACCUGAAAGAACACCAACAGCUCCACAUCAGAAAGAGACUCUACAAGUGCAGUUACUGUGAGAAGCAGAGCGACACAGAUGGAUCCAGUUCUCAACCCUGUUAUCACUGUGGGAAAGAGUUUCAUUGUGACCUUUGUGGAAAAACCUACGUUCGAAAACACUCCCUAAAAAUACAUCAACGUAGACACACUGUAGACGAACUGAAAUACUGCAAAGAAUGUGGGAGAAGCUUCACCGCAUCACGUAACUUAAAACAACAUGAACUCAUUCACAGUGGGGUUAAAAAGCAUGUCUGUGAUCAGUGUGGGUCAUCUUUCACCACUGUAAGUCACCUUAAAACACACAAACGAGCCCACACAGGAGAGAAACCAUACAAGUGCAGACACUGUGACAAAAGCUUCACAGUUUCAGGUAAUCGUAACAAGCAUGAACGUACACACAUGGAAGGAAACUACAGCUGUGACCAGUGUGACAAGAGCUUCAGGAAUCUCAGUUCAUACUCCAAACACGAACGAUCCCACGUUACUAAUAAACUGUUUCACUGUUACCAAUGUGCCAAAACAUUCACUAAAUUAUCUGCUCUGUGCAAACAUCAGCGUGAUCACUCAGGGCUGAAAUCACUCCCAUCACAGUGAAUCUGAAGAGACAGAAAGAUCCUCUGGUUUCAGUGUCAGAGUUAAAACCCUUGAGAUCAGGCUCCACAGAGUUCAGAGUGAAUCUCCUGUAAAGAUCUGAUGAGCAAUGUUCCCUCUAAUUUUUCAUGUGUCUGAGCGAACACACAAACUCCCUGAGCGAUCCCUUGGACCACUGUGAGCAACAGCAGACGUGUGCACUGUGGUCACGCCAGCAUCGAAUCCAUCCAAGUUACAUGGUUUAUUAAAAUAAUCAAAUUACAGCAUUUAUGUUAGACUACUUUUAAUUAACUGCUUUAGCCCACUUACAAUGAAAAUUAAAAAAAAAUCUUGUUCAUGACCUGUGUAGUAUGUUAACACUAUUGAAAGUAAAAAUAACUUGAACUCCAAUUUUGAAAACACAACUUUUGUUUUUCUUUUUUUUUUUCUUUUUCUUUUUCUUUUUUUUUUUAAAUAAAGCUCUGACUUCUAUUAUCACUAUGAGUCUGUGGUCUGGGAGAGAGUCCUGUAACUCUCUGUCUGCAAAAUACAGUAAAUAAUGACCAAUGUUGGGCAAUUAAUUAUAUAGUUCUUCAAAAAAGCAACUGAGUUAUGCAAACAAAGUUUUUUGCAGCCAUUUACCUAAAAUGCAGCCAAGGCAUUUUUUAAAAAUAAACAUUUCUAACUAUUUACAGAACAAUCAGGUGUUCUGCAUCAAAUCACUCACAUCUCAAAUCACCGCCGUCACUCUUAAAACUUCCCCCUUCCCAAACCACUAAGUGCGAUGUUGCCAUAUCAUUUUUUGAUUGGUCGAUAUGGUACAUUCUUUGACCAAUAGGAAAGGGUGUUUUGGUUUCGUCUUUGCUCACAAGUGGAGAGUGCUUUCGAGCAUUUUCCUUAUAAAAUGCAAUUUUUACUGUUUCUUCGCGCAGUAAAUAUAAUCAACGACAGUAUUCAGGAAGAAAAACAAACAUUGCAGAUAUUUUUAUCAUAACUCUGGUUUUAUGUGGCCUAUCAACACAAUUUAAAAACUGGUAUAAAGUCCACACUUUUUGCGUCAAUUGUUCCGUCUGUCCUGCUCACAUCUCCAAUGGUUGUACACGUUGUCAUUAACGUGGCUUCACUCUACAUCAGUCACACGGCGCAUAAGGACGCUGUCAUAGCCUGUCAACCACGUUGAUUAGCUGCGUAUAUGUGAAUGUGAAUCGCAUUAUUGGCUGGACUAUGGGAUAAGGUGGCAUCGUUCUAAUCCCAUACGGGAGCAGCCAGUCACUUACUGACUAACACUGCAAAACAGAAUUGUUAAAGUUUUAAUUUCAAUUCAGGUUAGAUUUUUUUUUCUGUGCACAGAGACCGUGCCAGCAGCUUAGAGGGAACAUUGCUGAUGAGGCAACUAUGAAUGAAAAUGGUUCCCUAGUUCCAUUUUAAGGUGUCGAAACUAAACUGUUCUACUUCAGUGUUCAUGUCGAGUGGUUUGCUUUGCUGCAGCAGUUGGAUGAAAAAAAUCUGUUUUCAUGUAAUCAAGUUUUUAUUGAAUAUAUUUUGAUCCAUGUGUUCUGAAGAUGUUAUUUUGUUCACUUUGUUUGUGUUAUGAAGUCUUGCAAAUGUUAAAUAAACAUUUAAAAUGCUAAACAAAG
Messenger RNA from Pelmatolapia mariae (spotted tilapia), 3451 nucleotides. RefSeq names its product zinc finger protein 883-like. The transcript has 4 exons. NCBI's taxonomy places the organism in Eukaryota, Metazoa, Chordata, Actinopteri, Cichliformes, Cichlidae. The record is from RefSeq and is a predicted model, not a curated record. Gene Ontology annotation, cellular component: nucleoplasm. Gene Ontology annotation, biological process: regulation of transcription by RNA polymerase II. Bases 315 to 1838 code for a protein of 507 amino acids. Gene Ontology annotation, molecular function: RNA polymerase II cis-regulatory region sequence-specific DNA binding; DNA-binding transcription repressor activity, RNA polymerase II-specific.